Spinacia oleracea (spinach) is the source of this 1410-nucleotide messenger RNA. RefSeq lists its product as uncharacterized. The transcript has a single exon. The coding region runs from base 1 to 1410 and encodes 469 amino acids. NCBI's taxonomy places the organism in Eukaryota, Viridiplantae, Streptophyta, Magnoliopsida, Caryophyllales, Amaranthaceae. The record is from RefSeq and is a predicted model, not a curated record.
AUGAGCGGUGGCUCACCUAUUCCUAAACUCAAGCGAAUCAGGAAGUAUAUCGAUUCUGUGAACAUCAUAAGUCAAGAGCGAUUCAUCUACGCGUUUCAAAUAGAUCAACCAGAAGAGGUGAAACCAGAGGAAGUUAAACCAACAAAAGACAGUCUAAAAGGAGCGAAAAUGGGUGAACGAACUUUUAAGGAGAUGGCAGCCCCAAAUACGGGAGAUGAUCCUCUCUGCAUUGUGUUUACAGAGUUGGACAAACCCCUAAAGCUGAAUUCAGGUUUCCUUAAUCUUCUUCCCAAAUAUUAUGGGAAGUCAGGUGAGAAUCCUCAUCGACAUUUAAAAGAGUUUAAGGUUGUUUGUUCUUCUAUGAAUCUUGAAGGAGUUGAACAGGAUCAUAUUAGAUUGCAUGCUUUUCCUUUUUCUUUGCAAGAUGUAGCUAAAGAUUGGUUGUAUGAUCUUCCUGCUGGAUCAAUUAAGACUUGGAAUGUUAUGGCAUCAACUUUUCUAGGAAAAUACUUUCCAGCAAGUCUAAUUGGAUCCAUCAGGAUGGAGAUAUGUGGCAUUAGGCAGCAUGAUAAUGAGUCCUUGUAUGAGUAUUGGGAACGUUUUAAGAGAUUAUGUUCAUCCUGUCCCCAACAUCAGAUUAGUGACCAACUAUUAAUUCAAUACUUUUAUGAAGGCCUAUUGCCUACUGAUAGGGGUAUGAUAGAUGCUUCGAGUGGGGGGGCAUUAGUGGAUAAAACACCAACCCAAGCUAGGGCUUUAAUUUCUAAUAUGGCUCAAAACACCCAACAACAUGGUACUAGAAAUGAUGUUAAAAGAGUAAAUGGAGUUGAUUUAAGUGGUAUUCAGAAUCAAUUACAAGAAAAUGCUCAACAAAUUGCUACUUUAACUACUCUUGUGUCUAAAAUUGUUGCUAGUAAUGAGUCUAAAGCUAGAGUUUGUGGAAUUUGCUAUAAUGAGUCUCAUCCUACUGAUAAAUGUCCUGACUUGCAAUCUGAAGAUGUGAAUGCUAUAGGUGGUUAUUCUGGCCAAAGGAAAUAUGAUCCUUACUCACAGACUUAUAAUGAAGGUUGGAAAGACCACCCUAAUCUAAGGUAUGGAAAUAGACCACAACUUCCACAAUCUGAUCAACCAAGGCAAUACGGUCAACCAAAUCCACCAUCCCAAUCUGGUCCUUCACUAGAAGAUUUAGUUAAGCAACUAACAAAUCAAAUAGGGCAAGUCCAUAACCAGGGUGUUGAGUAUCAAAAGAAAACUGACACGCGCCUUCAUCAUAUAGACACUCAAAUAGGUCAGAUUUGCACUUCUCUAAGUAAUCUUGAAACUCAACUUUCAGGUAAACUUCCAUCACAAACAAUCCCUAAUCCCAAUGGUCAUGUUAAAGCUGUCACGCUAGGAGUGGUAAAGUGUUAA